Doryrhamphus excisus (bluestripe pipefish) is the source of this 2421-nucleotide messenger RNA. It is a transcript of the gene rnf146, whose product is annotated as ring finger protein 146. NCBI's taxonomy places the organism in Eukaryota, Metazoa, Chordata, Actinopteri, Syngnathiformes, Syngnathidae. The record is from RefSeq and is a predicted model, not a curated record. Gene Ontology annotation, cellular component: nucleus; cytoplasm. Gene Ontology annotation, molecular function: zinc ion binding; poly-ADP-D-ribose binding; ubiquitin protein ligase activity. Gene Ontology annotation, biological process: ubiquitin-dependent protein catabolic process; Wnt signaling pathway.
ACGUCAGUUCCAAUUUAAAAAUUCCGAGCUUACCUAAACACCUCACCCCGAGCUGCUUUUUAUACGAAGGAAAACAAAGGCCGAUAACAUUGGAAUUUGGUUGAGUGACGCUUGAUAUUGGCGCCCGAUUUAUUAAAUGUAGCUGUGUACCUGGGCUGGAUAACGACAUAUAACAAUACGGUGUAAUUUGGAUGGGCCAUCAGCACUCUCCAUGAUACAUCACCAUUAAGUCUACUUUCAUACUUGCUAAGGAUGGCUAGUUGUGGAGAGGUAGACCACUCCGUUAGCUCACUUCCCCCCAGCAGGAAAGGUAGCAGCAACAACGGUGCUGCCGGAAGUGGAAACAGUGCGGAAUCGUCGGGCUCCAGCAGCACAUCGCCGGCCCUUUCUGUACCAGAAUGCGCCAUUUGUCUGCAGAGCUGCGUCCACCCCGUGCAACUGCCGUGCCACCACGUCUUCUGUUUCCUUUGCGUGAAAGGAGCAUCCUGGCAAAGCAAGCGCUGUGCUCUCUGCAGACAAGAGGUGCCGGAUGACUUCCUGGAAAGGCCCACACUUCUCUCUCCGGAGGAGCUGAAAGCAUCAGCUGGGGGUCGGGGCGGGGCAGCGAGUGAUCAUGCCUGGUAUUACGAGGGCCGCAACGGUUGGUGGCAGUAUGACGUGCGGACCAGCCGAGAGCUGGAGGACGCUUUCUCGAAGGGCAAGAAGACGGCAGAGAUGCUAAUUGCUGGGUUUUUGUAUGUAGCCGACCUGGAGAACAUGGUGCAAUACAGGCGCAACGAACACGGACGUAGACGCAAGAUUAAGCGGGACAUUUUGGAUAUUCCCAAGAAGGGAGUCGCUGGACUGCGUUUGGACACCGAGGGUGUCACGGGGGCAAUCGGGGCAGCGGGUCGGGAAAACUCUGCAGAUGGAGCCGAUACCACGGUAACGGGUUUACAACAGCAGGCCACUGGCGUCCCAUCCAUCUCCACAGCCCCUCCGCCCGCAAGACCUCCUACUUCCUUGGGUGGUCAGCCUGACAGCAGCGGCCCCUCUCUGGAGGACGCUCUCUCACAACUGCAAAUCAGCCACAGAGCCGCUCCAUCCUCUGAACGGUCCAGAGCCGGUGAAGGAGAGGAAGAAGAGGAGGAGGAGGAAGAGGAGGCCUCACCCUCCAGGUCCUCUGAUCCUCACACCUCUGUGGAUGAAUCUGGCUCUGGAGACUGGAGUGAUGAUGAGGAAGAGGAUAAUGAGGGCGACGAGGGGGGAGGAGGAGAUGAAGAGCACGUCGAGCCAUCGGAGGAUCGGCCUCGGAGACAAAGACUGAACCCAGAGGACAGAGCCCUCCCCGGCGCCGAGUCCACCUCCCCACCCUCGUCAUCUCGAAGCGGAAGGUCCAGACUGCCUGAUGGUCAGUGUACAGUAACGGAAGUGUGAAGUUAUCGGUGAAAUUGUUCCUUAAUCAGUAACGACCAUGUUCCGUUUCAUUAAUUUAUUAUAUCCUUCGUGCUCUCACUCGCUCUCACGGCUCGCAAACCGCUUUUCCGAGCAGCUCCGACUGACAGUUGCCUUUUAGAGAGUCAUUUGGGUCAGUCCAAUUCUAAGCUUAAACGCCAUCAUACGUGUAAUGAAGACCUGCGACGUGAAGGAGAGCACGAACGGGUCGUUCACUCCCGUAAAUGGAACUGUGUCAUUGUCAUCAACAUGAAUGGUUGCAUUCUAAUAAUCUUUGAACUCUCUCAGCUAACAUGGCACACAAACGGAGCCAACCAUAUGGCUUAUCCUCCCUAACUCCCAAACGACUGCAUUCAUUUGCACACAUUUAAUCAUGACGCCGUUUUCUCACGUUUCCUAGCGCUAACAUAAUUCCACAAUCGUGUAAAAUGGUCUGCCCGCCCUAGCGUCCCCAGUAGGAAUAGGAACCUAAUUCACGUUUAAUGUUUCACAUCUUGGUCAGUCAGUGGAGGCUGCUGCCCAAUCAGGUUGAAUCUGAUCUUUCAGUUGCAGGAACUAUUAAAAGGUAAUGAUAAUUAUAAUCAAUAACUCUAGACAUAACAUGAUAUUAAAUGUAUUUUAACUCUUUGAAGUAAUUGGAACAUUAAUGUGAAGUAUCGCUGUUUGUCAUUUAAAAGUUGUGGCUGCAGUGUUCCCGACUGCUGUUCCACUAAACUGGAAGACGCGUGCAUGUUUGACGAGAGAGUUAUUUUAACGCUGCAGGUUGGAACGAUGCAAUUGGUAUUUUAGGUUUAGUGCGGAUAAAUGUUCUGGUUUUUCUUUUUGUUUGACAUUUGGUUUUAAAUCUGGUAUUACCUGUGACAUGCAAGGCCGUAUGAGACGUGUCAUCCCAAAUCGCGACGUUUUUUUUUUUCAAGUCCUUUUUAUUUUCUGGGCUUAGCUCAUCUCAGACUUUCCAUUCUGAAAAAUAAAAGUUUUGUAACAGUU